CGUGGGAUGGGACUCUUAUUACUGCGACUGACGUAAAACGAGGGCGCCUAGAGAUAGCGCGGCAGCCAUGAUAGUGCGUCUGUUGUGGUGAAGUUACUAGUUUCAAUAUUCGGAAAACGCGUCGUUUAUUACAUAUUUAGUUUUCAAAGCUGAUUUUGGAGUGGACGUUAUAAAACAAAAAUGAGUGACGACAUGGACGUGAUUCCCGAAAGAGAAAUGAAAGACUUUCAGUUUAAGCAGAUGAAAAAGAUCCGCAUCUUCGAGUCUCCCCACGAGUUGCCCAAAGAACGAUGCAAUCUGCUGGCUGUUUCCAAUAAGUAUGGACUGACGUUUGCUGGUGGAACCAAAGAGCUGAAGGUUUUCCUAACUAAACAAAUAAUUGCAGCCAAUCAGCCCGGAGGAAACCCCAACGAAAUAGAGGAGGGCUUAAAAGCAUUAAGUAUUCCAAUGAAGUAUCCGUUGCAUCAUAUAGCGCUCAGCUCAGAUGAACUGACCUUGUCUGUCUGCACAAUGUCCAGAGAAUGUGGGGUCGUUAUCAUAUUCUAUGAUGUCAGAACCUUCCUGAACAAGGACAAGCCACAGAAGCGUGCAUUUGCAUAUCACAAGGCAGCCGCUGAAGAGGGUUGCUCAGUCUAUGACCUGAAGUGGAACCCGACUCUCCCCUCCCUGUUAGCAAUGUGUCUGUCUGACGGCAGUCUGCAUAUACUGGAGGUGACUGAUGCUGUGAAAGUGCAGGCACAGCUUCCUCCUUCAACAGGCAUCACAUCAGUGUGUUGGAGCCCUAAGGGGAAACAAGUGGCUGCAGGGAAACAGGAUGCAACUGUUACCCAGUACUCUCCUACUCUGCAAGAGAAGAAAGUUAUCCCUUGCCCUAGUUUUUAUAGCUCCGAUAAUCCAGUAAAAGUGCUGGAUGUGCUGUGGCUCAGUACCUACGUCUUCGCUGUGGCCUAUGCAGCUGCUGAUGGGACUCUAGAAACCCCACCAGAGCUUGUGGUCGUGUCGCUGCCUAAAAAAGAUGAAAAGCGAGAGGAGAGGUUUCUGAACUUCAGCGAUUUGCUUUUUGGCUCCUGCACGGAGAGACAGCACCAUUACUACCUGAGCCACGUAGAAGACUGGGAUAUGGUUCUGGCAGCAUCUGCGGGUUCCAUUGAAGUCAGCAUUAUUGCUAAACAGGAGGACAAGACAAACUGGGAGCUGUGGUUGUUGGAAGACGCUAGCCGGGCAGAACUUCCUGUAACUCUGAGCAACGAGGAUACCUUGCCAGUAGGUGUCGCUAUAGACUACACCAGCCAGGGGGAAAUACACAUCAGUGAUGAGAAGAGUCUGCCCCCAGCUCCGAUUCUCAUGCUGCUCUCCACUGAUGGAGUGCUGUGUCCGUUCUAUCUGAUCAAUCAGAACCCUGGAGCCAAGCAACUCAUAACUCCCCCGGGACCCCUCUCGAUAGAGGGGGAGAGGCAGCCCAAAGCGGGAGCUGUUUCAUCACCUCCACCUGCUACCUCUGCUCCUUCUGCCUCAGCUGUUAUCCCAGCAGCAGCUCCAGCUAUCAGACCUCCAGCCACUACCUUCUCCAGCUCUGCCACUGCUGCAGCCCAAGUCAUGGCCCCUGCUGCCUCCACCGCUGCCUUCUCCUUCACCUCCAAUCCUCCAUCUGGCUCUGCCUUCUCUCUGGGUCCUGCUACAUCAAAACCAGCUGUUGGUACGACGUCUUUCAGGGGAACAUCCUCUUUCUCCUUUGCUCCUCCCAAUGCCAAGUCCAUGCCGGUUGCAACGUCAGCCUCUAACUUUUCCUUCGGCUCUGCUUCUGUGAAACCCCCGGGAGAAAGCUCUGCUGCACCCCCUGGCAUGACAACGCCCAUUGCCAGCUUCAAGACCAACUUGGACCCAUCAACUCCUCCCGUUAAACUCAACCUUGCUGACCGAUUUUCAGCUGUGGAGACACCGGCCCCAUCUGCUGUCGGGAGUGUGGGCCAGUUUGCUUUCACUUCUACACCAAAGCCGGCUUUUGCAGGACCUGUUGGCCAGUCCGUGCAUCUAUCUGUGUCUGUCCCUGUUUCUGCAGCCAAAUCAAAUAAGAUAGCUGCAUUGUCAGCGCCCUCCCACCCUGCACAGAAUGUUGCUCAGACAUCUGCCAUGCACAAGCCUAGCUCUGCAGCCCCAUCCUCUACACAGUCCUCUUUGUCAGUCACAGCUUCAGAUAAAGAUCUGCAGAAGAGAAAGGCUUCAGACCCGGUCAUGACUGGAAUAUUUGAAGAGAUCGCUCAUUUCCAGAAGGAGCUGGAUGAUUUGAAAGCCCGGACCACCAAGGCAGACUUCAGCGUGGGCACCCCAGAGCAGAUGAAGGAACUGAGGAGCGACGCGGAGGAUCUUCACACCUUCAUUCUGGAGAUCAAAGAAACUACAGAGUCUUUACAUGGAGAUAUUGGCACCUUAAAGACCACUCUGCUGGAGGGAUUUGCUGGAGCAGAGGAAGCCAUAGCUCAGAGCGAGAGGAAUAAGGAUCAGCAAUACAAGCAGCUCCUGUACAAGAAACCCCUGGACCCCAGAAGUGAAGCCCAGCUCAAAGAAAUUCGUCGGUUGUACCAGUACACCAAGUUUGCGGUGGAGGAUGUGAAUGAUGUUCUUGAUUUGGAGUGGGAUAAACACCUGGAGACGAAAAAGAAGCAAAGGCGUCUGGUUGUUCCCGAGCGAGAAUCCUUGUUCAACACUCUGGCCAAUAACCGCGAUAUCAUCAAUCAGCAGAGGCAGAAACUCACCCACAUCGUGAACAACUUGCAGGAGCUCCGGCUCUACAACAAGACCUCCCAGUGGCGUAUGCCCAGCGAGCCCUCCACGCUGAGCAGUGACCAAGGCUUUGAUAACGAGCUGGAGAAUCUACGUGCUACACUGCUGAAAGCAAGCCUGGAGACGUCCCCCGUAACCCCCAGUAAAUCUCCUGCCAAGCUGUCUCCAGUAAAACAGUCCCAGCUGAGAAAUUUCCUUUCCAAGAGACAGACCCCUCCUGUCCGCUCCACUGCGCCAGCAAACCUGUCCAGGUCUGCUUUUCUCUCCCCGAAGUACUUUGAAGACCUGGAUGACGCCAGUUCCACCUCCUCUGUGUCUCAGGCCCUGGAUCCAGAGGACUUGCAGUUCAUGGAGCCCGAGGAUAUGAUGCCUGUACCUAGACACCCUACCGUGGUUCGCAUGCCCUCCAUCCAGCCCGGCUUUGUAGCCCAGUCCAGCCCCUUGGGGAAAGUCCAACUUGGAAUCAAUCCUGUCCUGAGCCCAGUUAUGAUGCAACCUAGUAAAAAAAGUGCAGUGGGUGCAGACAGCACAGCGCUCGCUACCAAGACAGUGAAACACGGCGCCCCCCCGGCUAUUGAGAGGAGCCCAGCCGCCACAGUGUCCGCCCAACAGGCUGCUGCUGCCGCGGCAAUGAGGAGACACAUGACCAAUCAGACACCAGUGGGGAAUACCUCCCUCACAGAAUCCACGCUGAAGACGGUUCCACAAGUUGUGAAUGUACAGGAGCUGAAAGAUAAAGGUGCAGCUAUGCCAGUAUCGACAGUGCUCAGCUCCUCAGUGCCAGCCCCCGCUGCCCAGGUUAUUCAACAGGUUUUGGCUAUAGUGGCAACAAACCAGGCUAAACAGGCACAUAAUUCGCAGCUAAGUGCAGUGAAGGCCUCUGGGCCAGCUACAAGCAACACUGGCUUUGCAUUUGCAGGUGGCGCUGUGAAGGGUGAAACUCCCACCCCCGUCUCUGCUACUGUGCCUGCUGGGCUUUCCAGCAAUGCAUUCUCCUUUACUUCAGCAGCGCCUGGAGGUGGACUUGGUUUUGGGGCUCUGAACACUUCCUCAGCUUCAGCUCUGCAAGGGGGCACUCAAGCAACUGAAAAGGAACCCAGCCAGGCCAGUAAAUUUUCCUUCACCACUGCAGGAUCGAAGCCUGUGUUUGGAUCUGGCACGGAUGGCUCGUUCUCUUUCAGUACCCUCAAACCCGCAGUAGGGGAAACCUCCACUGCCACAAAACCAGCCGUGCACGCAGCUGCCGUCAAAACAGAGGCGCCACCCUCCAAGUCAGGCAAUGGUUUCUUCCAGGCCCACCCUCCUGGGGAGACGCUGGGUAGUUUCUCGGGCCUACGAGUGGGGCAAGCCGAAGAGGAGGCCCAAGCAGCUGCCAAGGCUGCAAGCGGGGCUUUCAGCUUCACACAGACAGAAAUGGCCGCACCGGGCAACACGGCAUCUGAAUUUACCUUUGGAAGCACCUUCCAGACGGGGAAACUUGCUGAUUCUACCAACACAGAGGCAGUUUCCACCACCACUACAGCCAAUCCUGCCAGUGUGUUCGGCAACAUCCUGGUGGCCAGCACAGCGGGAUCUACGGGAGUCCUUAAGUUGGGCGAAUCUGUGACACCCGCUGCCGCUUUUACCAUUGAACAGCCGAGCAGCACCACAGCCCUCAGCUCCUCCACUGCCCCUUCAUUUAGUAGCCUGCUUGGAACUCCUGCAGCAUCCUCCCUGGCGAUGGGAGACGCCAAGGCAGCUAGUCCCGCUGAGAAACCGUUUGUGUCUGCAGAGCCAGCACCUGUACUGCAGGUUGUUGAGAAGACAGUACCACCACCUCCUUAUCCUGCUGCAACUGCAGAAGAGAGCACGGAGACUGCAGCCCCUGCGGAAGCAUCCGCUGCUCUGAAGGCUUCAGAAAAGCCUGCUGUAGUGCCGAGUGAGGCAGCACCCGUACCUGCGCCUGUAUCUACGUCAACAGCAGCUUCCAGCAUCCCUGCGCCUGUCAGCACCCCAUCCACCGAAGCCAGCAAUGCACCCCAAACCACUCUCCCAGCUGUACCCCUGCAGCAGCCCUCUGUUUUUGGGCAGCCUCCAAGUAUCGACCAGCCAGCAUCAGUUUUUGUCCAGGCUUCCAGCAGCACUGAAAAUGCAAACCAGGCGGCCUCUGGUUUGGCUCAGUCUGUUACAGCCGCUGCCGCUGCCCCCACCCACAUCACCACACACACCACGUCAGCACCGGCCGCUGCUUUCGGGCAGCCCCCUGGUAUCACCGCAGCAGCAACCGCCAGCUCUGGGUUUGGUGCCCCCGGGUUCGGUUCAAGUUCCGGAUUUGGAAAGCCUGCCUUUGGACAAUCGUCAGGUUUCGGCCAGCCAGCCAGCAGCUCAGCAAACAAUUUCACCUUUGGACAGUCGGCUUUUGGUUCCACCGCGGCUUUCGGACAGCAGGCUGCUUCUACUCCCCCAUCAAGCAGCGCCGGGCUCUUUGGGUCAUCGAGCACCAGUAGCGCCAGUUCCUUCUCCUUCGUGCAGACUGCUAGCAGCGCCAGCAGCAGCACUGGUGGGGGGCCCUUCGGGCAGAGCACCGCGCCUGCAUUCGGGCAGAACUCCGGGUUCGGGCAGAACGCUUCAGUCUUUGGAGGCAACACCACCACUACUUCUUCAUCCGGCUUGAGCUUUGGGCAGUCUUCAGGUUUUGGCCCCUCGUCCAAUACUUCAGUGUUUGGUCAGCAGUCCAACGGGGGCAGUGUCUUUGGCCAGCAGCAGGCGUCCUCCGGCGGGGGACUGUUUGGGUCAGGUAGCGGAAAUGGAGCGGGGGCAGGAGGAGGAGGAGGAGGAGGGGGCUUCUUCAGCGGUCUGGGGGGGAAGCCCAGCGAGGACGCGGCGAAUAAGAACCCAUUCGGAGUCGCCAGCGGCGGAGGGUUUGGGCAGACCAGCCAGCCAGGAGCUAACAGCCUGUUUGGGAAUAGCGGUGCGAAGGGAUUCGGGAGCUCCUCGUUUGGGGAGAAACCCAGCGGCACCUUCAGUACAGGAGCCAGCAGCGUGGCCACGCAAGGAUUCGGCUCCUUCACCAGCCCGGUGAAAGCAGGUGGCUUUGGUGCUGCUCCGGUGUUUGGCAGCCCUCCUGCCUUCGGGAGCUCUCCUUCCUUCGGAGGGUCGCCAGCAUUUGGGUCAGCCCCGACCUUUUCUAGUCCUCUGGGCUCGACGGGAGGCAAAGUGUUCGGUGAGGGGACGGCUGCUGCCAGCGCAGGAGGAUUCGGCAGCUUUGCUUCCGCCUCCAACGCCCCGACCUUCGGUAGCCUAGCCAGCCAGAACGCCCCCUCUUUCGGGAACCUGGCCCAGCAGGGCCCCGGAUUCGGGGGGCAGCAGAGUACUGGGUUCACUGGGUUCGGAUCAACUGGAGGAGCAUUUGGAAGCAGCGGGUUCAGCUCCUCCAAUCAAUCUUCUCAAUCACUGGGCGGUUGGAGAAGUUAGAUUUUAUAGAAUCUGCUGUCAGCCACACAACUGUGCGCCAGCCUCUGCAAUCUGCAAUCAAGCUCUAAAAAGCUACUGCUUAUUGACCACAAUUUCUGUUCUGAGUCACAGCUGCAAGGGAGCUUGUGCUUUGAUCAUGCAGCAUGCAGUCAAAUGAAGCUUGUAAUAAUUCAGGAUUGAAACAAUAAGAGAUUAUCACGAUUUGUUUUUGCUCUUUAUUUAUUUUACUGCAAAUGAUUAUUGAUGCAUUAUCAGUGAGAAUAGUGUUUCUGACAGUCAUCUUGAACUGAAAAGGAUCAGCGCCACUGGUACAGGGCGUCUGCUAAGAAAUAAAUAAUAAUAAUAUAAGGGGCGUCUGCUAAGAAACAGAGAAUCACGGCUGUAUCUCCAAGCAUGCCGUGGCAAAUUAGUGAACAUCUCAGAUUAGUGUGUCCGCCACCAGACAAAACCCCUUAAAGGGUAGCUGGAGGGACUGAUUGUUGUGAUGAGCAUUCCUAUGGAGAGAUAGCGCUCGACAGUGUGCGGAUGUCUAUGUAGGUGCAUUGCUAAAGGGGAAAGAAUGUCUAUUAUGGUGUGCACUUAAAGAAUGGAGUGGCCUGUGUCGUGUUCUCCUCAACUGUUUGCUCUCGGGGAUGUCUAUAAAUAGGUGUUUGCUAGGAGCUGUCUCUUGAACCUCACAUCUUGGCUUUGUUGCAGAUUGAUAGCGACCAUGGCAUAGCUACGGCUACUCUGUACCUUGCAUUGCUAAAGGAGAGGAGAGGGGGGUGGGGGGGUCAUGUUUCUGACAUGCAGGUUAACAAGCUACUUACAGUCUAAUACGCAAGCAAAAAUAUUUAUUGUUAAGGUUUUUGUAUACUAGGUAAUGUGACCUUUAAAAUGUGCAAUCCUCUGAAUCAGUUUGUCUCAGAUAUAAUUUAUUAAUUGUUUUUUAUGCUUUUUGGGGCAAUGCUCAAUAAAUGCUUUAUAUGUUUUA
This is a messenger RNA of Acipenser ruthenus (sterlet), 7207 nucleotides long. RefSeq names its product nuclear pore complex protein Nup214-like. Bases 181 to 6234 code for a protein of 2017 amino acids. Gene Ontology annotation, cellular component: nuclear pore. NCBI's taxonomy places the organism in Eukaryota, Metazoa, Chordata, Actinopteri, Acipenseriformes, Acipenseridae. The transcript has 36 exons. Gene Ontology annotation, biological process: protein import into nucleus; RNA export from nucleus. Gene Ontology annotation, molecular function: protein binding; structural constituent of nuclear pore. The record is from RefSeq and is a predicted model, not a curated record.